Molecule: messenger RNA, 2341 nt
Organism: Cynara cardunculus var. scolymus (artichoke)
Lineage: Eukaryota; Viridiplantae; Streptophyta; Magnoliopsida; Asterales; Asteraceae
Product: protein UPSTREAM OF FLC
Exons: 7
Coding region: 359-2023 (554 amino acids)
Source: RefSeq, a predicted model, not a curated record
CGAGACGGAAAUCGUCAAAUUUUGAGCGUUUUGGGGGAAACUAAGAACCCUAAGUUUCAUAUAAUGCAGAAUCGCAACCAUCAAAUUUUGAUUUUGUAGGUUUCACACACACUAAAAAGGUGAAAAAAGUGAAAUCCAUUUCCUCCACCGUAUCUCCGCUGCCUGCUGUCUGUCCCUUUCUCAUCCUCUCUCUGUACUUUUUGAAACUUACCUCUCACCAGAUCCGUCGCUCUCUUCUUCCAAUCCUUAACCCUACAUCUACAACAACUCCAUCUUCACCAGUAAAUGCAGCAGUCUUCGGGUAUUCUUCAGGGCGGUUUUUGUGGAGCGUACUGUAGUAUAGCAGGCUAGGGUUUUGAUGGAGGGACGUGUGAGGAAGUACGGGCAGCAGCAUCAGCAAUUGAGUCCUGAUAGAGCUAAAGUCUGGAAGGAGAGGUCUCCUAGGUAUCAGCAGCGGCAACCUGAUCCGGAGCAGGAGCAGGAGCCUGAGCCAGAGCUGCAGCAGAAGAGUCGGAAGGUGCCUGUGGUUUAUUAUCUCUGUAGAAAUCGACAGCUUGAACAUCCUCACUUUAUUGAAGUCCCUCUCACUUCAUCAGACGGUCUUUUUUUGAGAGAUGUGAUUGAAAAGCUCAAUAUUCUUAGAGGACGGGGCAUGGCUUCCAUGUACUCGUGGUCUUGCAAGAGGAGCUAUAAAAAUGGGUUUGUCUGGCAUGAUCUUUGUGAAGAUGACUUAAUUCUUCCUGCUCAUGGCAAUGAAUAUGUUCUCAAAGGAUCUGAGCUUGUUGAAGAAUCUAAUUCAGGCCGUUUCACUCCUGUAAAAUUGCAGAACCUAAAACAGUUACCAGAACCACCUUCUGCAAGAAGUCAAGAUGACUCUUCUUCUUCAACAAGCAUGAGCGGGAGAGAGACUAAACAUUCUCAGGAUGAGGAGCUAUCUCCUCCUGUUCGGCUGUCUAGUUCAUCCGGUGUGUCGCCAGAGUCUAGAGGUGGGAAAAGUACAGUGUCGGGUGGUUGUCUGAGCUUGACAGAAUACAAGAUCUACAAAAGUGAUGGUCUUGCUGAUGCUUCCACUCAGACAGAGGAAAAUAUAAGAGCUAACAAAGCUAGAGAAACUUGCACACGAGGUGUUUCAACUGAUGAUGGAGGAUUAGAAUCCUUAAGCAAUCAGUCUCCUCAAAGCCAAGCUCUAUGUGUUAAAGAUAAUUCCGAGAUUCAAGUAGAUCCAUCCCCUCCAUCUUCCUCCAGUGCAUGUUCCUCCGUGGGCAAGACCGAGACCUUGGAGUCUCUAAUCAAAGCCGAUGCUAGUAAGUUGAAUAGUUUUAGAAGACUAGAAGAAGGUCGAAUGCCGGCCAACGCAAAACUCAGGGCUACAGAUAUGCUGAUGCAGCUGAUCUCAUGUGGGUCAAUAUCCGUAAAAGAUCACAGCUUUGGUCUAAUUCCAUCUUACAAACCAAGAUUCUCAGAUUCAAAAUUUCCAUCCCCUUUAUUCUCAACAUCUGUUAUGCUGGGGGAGCUUGAUUGCUUGCCAGAGAACCCAAGGUUUAUGAGCAUGAGGUUAGAAGAAAAGGAAUACUUCAGUGGGAGUUUAGUGGAAACAAAAAUGCUCAAGGAAGAAGGCGUGGCUACUCUAAAAAGAUCAUCUUCCUACAAUGCUGACAGGACCAAUAAUAGCGAUCCAAUUUCAGAUAAAGAGGAGGCAACCGCAACUCGAACAAAGUGCAUACCAAGAUCCCUCAAAGCGUCACUCGGUAAACAGCCGAAAAGUGAAUCAAUGAGAUCCCCUAUUUCUGAGGGACCAAGAAUCUCAUCCGAGGGAGGCACCAGUUCACGAAUUGUAUCACCUUGUCCUUCCAAUGGCAGUAGCAAAAGAAUGACAGAGCCAUGCUCGGCCAAGAAACAAUCCGGCAGAUUGGAGUCCUUCAGGGAAGAGGGGAGUGUGAUCAAAAUCGAAGAAAGGCUUGCUUCAGGAGCUCGGGUUAUCAUCCACUCAGAAGCACCUUGUGAUACCAAAGGUAACUUGUAGGCAAUGUCAAUGGUGGUUGAUCCAUUGACAUUGGAAUUCUUGUUAAUUCAAAAUGGUUUUUCUGGUGUGAUUUAGGCAAUUUUUAGGAAUUCGUUGGUGGGUAUUUUAGUAAAUUGGCUCUGUGAAUUUGAAAGAGAAGAGAGGAAUCAAAACAUCCAAGAAAAAAAUUUAGUAAUUUAAGUAGAGGUGGGGUGCCGUUUCCUUUUGGUUGUUGGUCUGCCUUUUUAUAGUCUGCUUUUUUGGCUUUACAACUAUAGAUGCAAUCCACAGAUUCUGCUUUCAUUAUAGCAUAUAUUCGAUUGUCUCCUUUUGCCAUCA